UUAAUCAUCUUCUUCCCGCAAUUACCCGGCUGAGCGCUGUUUCAUAGAUGGCCAGAAGACUUUUGAUUUGGACUUUCACUUCCGAUUAUCGAUUAAUUAUAAUUUUUCGUUCCAUUUUUCUCUAUAAUAUUCGAGAAAUUUCGAAGGAAUUGAAGUUCGUUUUCCUCAAGAAACUCGUCAAUCAUUUGACUUCCACAACUUUCUUCUUCCGCCAUUUCUACUGUUUUUGGCGCUUAAGCAGCUCGAUUUGGCAUUGUUUUUUUGUUCUCGCACCUGCAAAAGAAUUGGAGCACGAGAUCGCUACUGUUUUAUUUGACAACAUUGGCUCUUUGCAGGGGCAUAAUGAUAAUGGGGUUCACACUGCAAGAUCCCAUCUAAAAAAAGGCACCUUUGAAGGAUCUCUUGCUUCAAAUGAUCUGAGAAGAGUUGUGAAUGUCAAUAGUCAUCAAGACCAAGAAGCUAUGGAACUGUCGUCAAGGGUAAGAGCACAGGAAGGGGAGAUCCAGCUUCUUCGUCAACAAAUUUCAGUUGCUUGUUUGAAGGAAUUACGACUGUUGAAUGAGAAAUAUGCACUGGAGAGGAAAUUUUCAGAUAUAAGAAUGGCAGUUGAUGAGAAGCAAACUGAAGCUAUUAAUUCUGCCUUCAAUGAGUUGGGAUACAGAAAAGGGGAUCUGGAAGUGAACUUAAAAUUGACUAAUGAAUUGAAGGCUGUGGAUGAUGAGAGAUAUCACUACACGUCAUCAUUGCUUGGGCUUUUGGGAGAGUACGGUAUUUGGCCCCAUGUCAUGAAUGCCUCUGUUAUAACUAACAGUGUGAAGCUUCUUCAUGAUCAGUUGCAGUGGAAGAUCAGAACUUCUUAUGAAAAAAUUGGAGAACAAUCAUCGCUUGCUGAUAAUCAUUUGAAGAGGGGGUUUAAUCCAUACCAAAAAAGAGAGAGUACUGAUUUUAAGUUCGUUGAAAGUGGAUAUCAAUAUCAAAAGAGAGAGAUUACUGAUAUGGGGACUUCAAAAUACCAACUUCAUCCGAAAGCUGAGCAUUUGAGAACAACUGAAGAUGUGUUUACAUCUAGGAUACAAAAUAACAUUCCAGGAUCAGCAGACUUUAGUCUAAGACCUAAUAUGUACCAACCUGUCAGCAACGACAAUUCUCCAGACCCUUUCUUCAAUAAUGGCAGGGAGAUGCCUGGUGCUUUUACCCCUCCAGUUGAUGAUGAUGCUGUAGACUUGCAAUUUUAUACAACUGAUGAGAGAUAUAACCACCCUGUAAUGGUUGAGGGACCUAGCAUCGAGAAUUUUCAAAUAGUUGGCGAGGCCACACCAGGGAGCAAACUUCUUGCAUGCGGAUAUCCUACUCGAGGGACUUCUCUCUGUAUAUUUCAGUGGAUUUGGCAUCUUGAGGAUGGCACAAGGCAGUAUGUUGAAGGAGCUACAAAUCCAGAAUAUGUUGUUGGAGCUGAUGAUGUUGAUAAACUACUUGCUGUUGAGUGCAUACCAAUGGAUGAAAAUGGCCAUCAGGGGGAGCUGGUAAAGCUUUUUGCUAAUGAUCAGCACAAAAUAAAAUGUGAUCCGGACAUGCAACUGGAGAUUGACACGUAUCUUUCGAAGGGUCAAGCCACGUUUACUGUUCUUUUACUGAUUGAUUUGUCUGAAAAUUGGGAGCCAGCAUCUAUUUCUUUGAGGAGAUCUGGUUACCAAAUUAAGAUGGGAAAUACAGAAGUGGUUGUCAUUGCUGAGAAAUAUUCAAGGGAGUUAUCGUUGAAAAUUCCUCCUGGGAUUUCUACACAAUUUGUUUUGACAUGUUCUGAUGGAUCAUCUCUUCCUUUUAAUGCUUAUGAUGUUAGGAUGCGGGAUACACUUGUGUUGACCAUGAGAAUGUUCCAAAGCAAGCAGGCAAUGGAUGAUAGAAGGAAAGGAAAAGCAUAGACCAGAGCCAUUCAAGUAUUGUGUCGAUAUUCAUCAUUCAUUCAUUAUGCAAAGUAGAUGUAAUUGAAAUUGUUUCAUCAUAGUCUGAACUAAUAAAUCAAAUAAAUCCUGAAGGUUCAUUUUGUACCUCUUAACCUCUCAUAGACACAAAUGCAUAUAUAGUCUCUUCCCUGUUAGUUUCUUCCUCAUAAUCAUAUUGAACUUUCUAGUAGAUGAAGGCCUCAAAUUUUAUUUUGGUGUAAUUGUAAUUGGAAGGAAUGAGAAUAACAGUUACAAUAGGACUGUUAUUUACUGUACAAACAUUAUUUAUAGGUACAUGAAAUGAUGAAAUGGCCCUUUUUUUUUUUUA
This is a messenger RNA of Cucurbita pepo subsp. pepo (vegetable marrow), 2271 nucleotides long. RefSeq lists its product as uncharacterized. The record is from RefSeq and is a predicted model, not a curated record. Gene Ontology annotation, cellular component: plasma membrane. Lineage: Eukaryota; Viridiplantae; Streptophyta; Magnoliopsida; Cucurbitales; Cucurbitaceae.